Molecule: messenger RNA, 1326 nt
Organism: Vavraia culicis subsp. floridensis
Lineage: Eukaryota; Fungi; Microsporidia; Pleistophoridae
Product: cysteine desulfurase, mitosomal
Exons: 1
Coding region: 1-1326 (441 amino acids)
Biological process (GO): [2Fe-2S] cluster assembly
Cellular component (GO): cytosol; mitochondrion
Molecular function (GO): pyridoxal phosphate binding; cysteine desulfurase activity
Source: RefSeq, a predicted model, not a curated record
AUGUCGCUACCAAAUCAGCUAUUGAGUUCCAACAUGGAUAAAACGGGUUCAGUGCCGUUAAAAAAGAAUGACAUGACUGUGGCAAUCACCCAAACCGAAAGAACGCCUGCCAGGAUAUACUUUGAUUUUCAAGCAACCACACCGGUAGAUCCUCGUGUGCUAGACGCGAUGCUUCCGUAUUUCACGACAAAAUACGGAAAUCCACACUCAAGGACACAUUUUUUUGGCUGGGAAUCUGAGAAGGCUGUUGAGAUGGCGCGCAAGCAGGUUGCUGAUCUGAUAGGUGCACACGAGAAAGAAAUAAUUUUUACCAGCGGUGCCACCGAGAGCAAUAACCUGGCAAUCAAAGGAGUCGUUGACUGGAAAGCACAGGAGGGCAGCCCCGUACACAUAAUUACAACACAAAUUGAGCACAAAUGUGUGUUAGACUCGAUGAGAUUUUUGGAAGAGAAAGGUGCGCGAGUGACAUAUCUGAAGAUUGACAAGAACGGAGUAAUUGAUCUGGAAGAGCUGAGGCGCAGCAUUGCGGAUGAUACUGUGUUGGUUUCCAUCAUGGGCGUUAAUAACGAGAUAGGCACGGUGCAACCGCUUGAGGAGAUUGGGAAGAUCUGUAGAGACAAAAAAGUUUUGUUCCACUGCGAUGCAGCACAAACAUUUGGGAAACUGGGAAUUGAUGUCAAUAAGAUGAACAUUGAUUUGCUAAGUAUCUCUGGACAUAAGAUAUAUGGACCGAAAGGAGUUGGUGCGCUGUACGUUCGCAGACGGCCACGUGUGAGAAUGGUGCCUUUAUUUAGUGGUGGCGGGCAAGAGCGUGGCCUUAGGAGUGGCACGGUGCCCACGCCACUUGUUGUUGGGCUUGGUAAGGCAGCUGCCGUGUGUAAGGAAGAAAUGCAGAAGGACUUCAGCUGGAUUGAGUCACUUUCAAACAAAUUAUACACGUAUGUGAAAGAUGUCAUCCCCAAAGUCAUAAAGAAUGGCAGUUUUGAAACGAAUCCUCUCCGAUGGUUUCCGGGGUGCCUGAACCUCUCGUUUCCUCACGUGGAGGGUGAGGGUCUGCUGAUGGCGCUGAAGAAUAUCGCAUUGAGCAGCGGUAGUGCGUGCACUAGCGCGUCACUCGAACCAAGUUAUGUUCUGCGGGCACUUGGAAAUGAUGAUGAGCUCGCCCACUCAUCGAUCCGUUUUGGCAUUGGACGGUUUACCACACCGUGUGAGAUAAAAGAGGUUGCUAAGCAAACAACAGAUGCAGUGAAGAAACUGAGGGAUAUGUCGCCGUUGUACGAGAUGGAACAAGAAGGCAUCGACUUAAAGACGAUAAAAUGGACAUAG